AUGUUUAUGUUUCCAGAACCACCGCCGGUGGACUAUUACAUAACCGACGUUUCUCAGGCGUAUUUGUCGGAUGGAAUUUUUCACCAUGGAAAUCCAGCCCCCACCCAUAAAUACGUGGCUAAACAGCUGAAACCUAUCAAAAGAACUCUAAGCGACCCAGUAGCGCCAAUACAAGUAUUGGACUCGCGUACUUUAAACCAAUGGAUUAAAAAGGAGAAGGAAGGGUACGUGGACCCUUGCGGUCGCGAUGAUGGAAUGGUGUACGAAACACUUAAAUUGAUGCCUAAGUGGAAACGUGAUCGACAUACGUCGCAUUCGUGUACGUACUAUUAUUAUAAUUACGAGACGUUAGGAAAAGAGUUUGAUCGAUGGUCGCAAAUCCCCAUCGGGAAGCUAACAUCGAGACACGUUUCUAAUGCAAUUAAAAUUUUCCAAUUUCCAGCUCCGUUCUCAAUUUUUCCGCGAUCGCCGCAGUACGAACUGUGGUAUAUUCGCGACAAACGUCUGAAGGAAUUCGCAAAACGUAAAGCCACUACCGUGGAAUGCUCUAAAAGAGAAGAAACGACCAAGUAAACGACGAACGACGAUUGUGGUUUGCUGAAACCGCCAUUUUGGUGGAAGGACAAAACCACAAGGCUUCGAAGUUUUCCUGUAGGAAACAUAGACGACUACAGAUUCGAGAAACUGAAAGAAUCCGUCCAAGACGGUGGAAAAAUCAGCGAAAGACUUCGUUUGGAUCAUCCGAAGAAAUACAUACCGGGCGCGAUUCAUCGAAUAAAAAAUCCAGAAGACACAAGUAUGAAGGACACCCUCGACCAAGCAGAUGCUUUUAAGGUGGUUCUAAGAAUGGACGAAACCUUGCCAGACGAUGGUCCACCGAUUGAUAAAUGCGAUUGCCCUGUGCGAAAACCACGUGUUCCAGUUCUUCGUGGCUCGAAAUGGAAUCAGUUCGCGCGGGACGCUGAUAAAACGUUGCUCGAUAGGGACGAACGGUGGCAACCGCUCAGCGAGGAGAUAGAUUUCUCAGGAACUGAUUUGGAACGACAGGAAGAACUACGAAAAUUAACUAAACCGUUUCUGCACGAUUUGCACGCGUGGUACUCGAGGAACAAACCAACGAAACUCAUUUUACCUAUCAGAUCACAGGGGUAG
Colletes gigas is the source of this 1152-nucleotide messenger RNA. RefSeq lists its product as uncharacterized. The record is from RefSeq and is a predicted model, not a curated record. NCBI's taxonomy places the organism in Eukaryota, Metazoa, Arthropoda, Insecta, Hymenoptera, Colletidae. The transcript has 8 exons.